Molecule: messenger RNA, 1659 nt
Organism: Nycticebus coucang (slow loris)
Lineage: Eukaryota; Metazoa; Chordata; Mammalia; Primates; Lorisidae
Product: coiled-coil domain-containing protein 74B-like
Exons: 8
Coding region: 1-1131 (376 amino acids)
Source: RefSeq, a predicted model, not a curated record
AUGGCCGCAGAUACCGCCCCGCUUCCAGGCCCGCCCCCUCGUCCCGCCCCUCCUGCACACAGGCCACGCCUCUUGUGCGCCCAGGCCCCGCCCAAGCCUUCAGGCCCGUCCCCUCGGACGCGCCGGUUUCUAUGGCGACGCGGUGCCAGGCCGGGGCCGAUCGGCACCGAGCGGGCGUGCAGUGGCGGCAGUAGCGGCCGUGGCGACAUGAGUGGGGUGGCAGCGGCAGCCAGGGCGCAGCGCUCCGGCUCGGCGACUCCAGGCUCCCGAGGCACAUCGCGUCUUCGCCAGCGCCAGGCCGGGGGCCUCCAGGUCCUGGCGCCGCAUCCGGGACACAGCGAUGCGCAGAAGCGGGUCAUGGACCUGGAAAAGAGCCUGGAGUUCCUGCAGCAGCAGCACUCGGAGACCCUGGUCAAGCUCCACGAGGAAAUCGAGCACCUGAAGCGGGAGAACAAGGAUCUCCAUUACAAGCUCAUAAUGAAUCAGAAGCCACAGAAGAAAGCCAACUCUCAAGGCAAGUUCAGGCCCCCACCCAGCUCCUUCAAGAAGCAAGAUUCAAAGGCUGAAGGCCUCCAGAAGGUGGACCUGGAAGAGGAGCCCAUUAGCGCUGCCCCCCAUCACAGCAGCAAGCUGGACAGAGUACCUGGGGUGCAGGGGCAGGCCAGAGAUGAGGAAGUGGAGAUCUCUCACCCAGGGGCCACCUUGGGGGCAGGCGUCCAGCACAGGGGCAGGCAAACAAUGGGUGCACCCCCCUGGACGAGCCUGCCCCCGUACCUGCGCAAGCCCACCACUCUUCAGCAGUGUGAGGUGGUCAUCCGCCAGCUGUGGAACGCCAACCUCCUGCAGGCCCAAGAGCUCCAGCACCUCAAGGCCCUCCUGGAGGAGAGCCAGAGGCACAAGGCUGCCCCUGCGGAGGCUGGGCCCAGUCCCCCCAAGGACCAGGAGGCCACGCAGCUCCCCAAGGUCUCCAGCAAGAACCUCUCUAAGAAAUGCCUGAUACUGAGCCCCACGCCUGUGGCGGAGCGUGCCAUCCUGCCUGCGCUGAAACAGACCCUGAAGAGCAACUUUGCUGAGCGGCAGAAGCGGCUGCAGGUGGUGCAGAGCCGGCGCCUGCAUCGCUCCGUGUUCUGAGUCCACUGCCCCUAAGUUGCAGUCAACCUGCACUUCCAAAGGAUCCGAAUACUUUUAAACCAAGCUAAAUUCCAAGAUAAACUCAUGACAGAUAAGGUACUUGACCUCCAAACUAAAGAACUGUAUAUUUUCUUGCUAUUAUUUUGCUGUUCUGCAUUAACUCAAAAAAGCACAUUACAAAAUGAGAAUACUGAAAAUAAAGCUGUUUCUCUCCAAGCUGUGUGUCUCACAUCUCCCAGCCCCUGGUCCCUAAUCCAGCUCCCUGUUAAGUCUGGAGGGGACCUGCCUGGGUGGAUGCCCUGGAAAAAAAACAUCCUUACAGCCACAUAUCCCCACACCCCACAAAGGCCGGACAGCUUUCCUGGUCCACUGGCUAGCUGCCUGCUAGGAGCACAGUUACUCCAGGUAUCCUGCCCAGACUGGUCGCCAUCCUCCCUGGAGGGCCAUAGCAAAAGGAGACCUGUCAUCUCCAGAAUGCUGUGUCCAGCCCCCCCACCCCAACCCCUGUCACCAGAGCAGCACAGAACC